This is a messenger RNA of Vicia faba (fava bean), 1137 nucleotides long. NCBI's taxonomy places the organism in Eukaryota, Viridiplantae, Streptophyta, Magnoliopsida, Fabales, Fabaceae. The record is from the annotation of a GenBank genome assembly.
AUGGUUGAGGAUAUUAACAUUGAUGAAUUGGGUGCGGAUCCUUCAGGGCGGACAAUGAAACUGCAUAAGCAUCCAUUCGGUGAAUUCUCCAUGGCUUCGGUACAGGCAAAUGAAAAGAUGGAAGAUUUCGGCCAGGUUGAGAUUGGCAACAAUGCAAUUUUUGUUGGAAUUUAUGAUGGCCAAAAUGGCAUCUUUGCUUCCCAAUAUCUGAAGGAGAACCUCUUCCCGGCUCUACUAUGUCAUAUGGAUCAGAAUGAUAACAAUAUGUCUGAAGAUAUUCUGAGGGAAACUGUUGCUGCAAUGGAGAGAAGGUUUAUGCUUGAUGCUGAUAAGUUACAUGACAGGGAGCCGCAGCGAGCUGUGACUAGUUCUAGCUGUUUGUUUUGUAUUAUAUGGAACGGGAAACUGUAUGUCGCUAACGUUGGAGGCUCCCGUGCUGUAAUGGGUUCUUCGGGUCUAUUUGAUACACUCCGUGUUCAGCAGUUGGUCAGAGAUCACAAUGCUGGUAACAAGCAUGUUCAAGAUGAACUCGCGAGAUUGCAUCCGGAUGAUCCAGAUAUUGUCAUGUAUCAUAAUGAGGCAUGGAGUGUUGCAGGCGUAAGCGAGGUGAGCAGAUGUAUAGGAAAUGCAUAUUUGAAGCGGGCGCGUUUCACUUUAGUCCCAUCCUUCGAAGUAUCGCGCACAGAACUUGCUUCUUCUGAUUUUACCCGACCUUUGCUAUCAGCAGAACCCGAGAUAUACUCAAGAGUCUUAAGAGACAAUGAUAAAUUCAUCAUAUUUGGAUCUGGUGGACUUUGGAAAUUCCUGACAAAUGAGGAAGCGGCUAAAAUUGUGAAUACCAAUCCACGAAAAGGAAUUGCAAAGAGACUUAUCAGAAUUGCUCAAGAGAUAGCAGCAAGAAGAAAGAAUAUAACCUAUAGUGAGCUUUCGGCGGUUCCUAGGGGUGGAAGGUGUGGUUAUCAUGAUGAUAUCGUCGUGACUGUUGUAUUUCUCGACAAAAAGCCAGAUGUGAUCACCUCCGUGCCAAGGAUCAAUUCCUCCCAAAGCUUCUUUGAAGCGGCUCUUCGUUCGAAUUUUCACUAUGUGUAUGCUGGUGGUAACUCAGCUCUUUGUCCGGGUUUGGAAUAUUAUGCCUAG